AUGGAUCCUAAUCUUAGUGAUGCUGCUAGUACUGAUUCUAAUGAUAGUCUAAGUGAGGGAGAUUCAACUGCAGCUUUCGCUCAUAGUCAAAUUAAAGAUGCAGUUGUUUCAAUACCAAAAAAUCCAUUAUAUGAUGAUUCGAAUUUACGUAGUGCCAUUCAAAAUCCAUCUGGAGAUAUCAAAUUAGAUUCAGCUAAAUCAACAAAUGUUCUUCAUAAAAAGUCGUUAAGUUUUUUUCAGUUAGUUAUCAUUAUUAUUUCUAUCCUUCGCUUUGCGAGAGCUCGCUCUCCUAAAUUGAAAGCUAAGCAUAAAGAGAGAGUUAAGUUGCAGAAUAAAUGGGAUAAUAGGGAUAAAAAGAUGAAAGGUGAUCGGGAAAAAAUGCAGAAAAAAUGGGAUGAAAGGAAACAAAAAGAAAAUAGAGAAAAGGAAGAGUUAAAUAAAAAAGAAGAGGAAAGAAAAAAAAAGACAAAUAAUGAGAUGAAAGAAUUUAAUAUGAAAUGGAAUGGAGAAAAAGAAAGAGUAAAUGAUUCUGAAGAUAAAUCCUUGCAAAUUUUGAAUUCUUCUAGCGAAAGUAGAAAAAAUAUUGAGUCCUUGAAUAAACCAAGUACAAGCCAAGCAUGUAAUAUAACUGUUAAAAUAAAGGAAAAUAAUAAUAUGCCUUCGGAUAAUAAAGAAGAAAAAUUGAGAGAAAAAUCCUCCAAUAAAGUAUAUUCACAAAUUGAACUUGAACUUGAAAGAAAGAGAAUAGAAGCGUUCUAUAAACAAAUGUUUCAAAUAGAUGAGAAAUGGAAAAGAUAUGAAGAGGAAUGUAAAAUGAAGUAUGAAUGGGAAAAAGGAGAAAGAAAAAAAUUAGAAGAAAUUAGAAGAGAAAGAAAGAGAAAACACGAAGAAAAAAUGCUAAAAGAACAGGAAGAAUGGAAUAAGAGCAUGAGAGAAAAAAAAAAAGAGUGGGAAAAGAGAAUGCCAAAAGAAAAGGAAGAGUGGGAAAGGAGAAUGCCAAAAGAAGAGGAAUGGGGGGAAAAUACAGUGCUAAAAGAAAUGAUGGAUGAGUUGGAAAAUAGAAGGCGAAAAGAAUUGGAAGAGUUGGAAAAGAGAAUGCAAAAAGAAAAGGAAGAGUUGGAAAAGAGAAUACAAAAAGAAAAGGAAGAGUUGAAAAAGAAAUUUCAAGAAGAAAUAAAAGAAAAGGAAGAAGGGGGAAAUAGAAUGCUAAAAGAAACAAAAGAAAAGGAAGAGUGGGAAAAGGGAAUGCAAGAAGAAAAUGAAGAGUGGAAAAAUAUAUUCCAAAAAGAAAAGGAAAAGUGGGAAAAGAAAAUGCAAAAAGAAAAGGAAGAGUGGCAAAGAGAAGAAAAUAGGAAAGUUAAUGAAGAAGAAAGUAAGUUGCAAUCAAAGUGGAGAAAAGAACUUGAUAAGAUAAGAAAAAAAGAAAGUAACAAAAUAGAAAAAAUAUAA
This is a messenger RNA of Plasmodium gallinaceum, 1449 nucleotides long. Its product is annotated as fam-i protein. Bases 1 to 1449 code for a protein of 482 amino acids. The record is from RefSeq and is a predicted model, not a curated record. NCBI's taxonomy places the organism in Eukaryota, Apicomplexa, Aconoidasida, Haemosporida, Plasmodiidae. The transcript is spliced from 2 exons.